Molecule: messenger RNA, 2723 nt
Organism: Ciona intestinalis (vase tunicate)
Lineage: Eukaryota; Metazoa; Chordata; Ascidiacea; Phlebobranchia; Cionidae
Source: RefSeq, a predicted model, not a curated record
UCGCUCUAAUUUUGUUUUAGUUUCAGCAUAAUUAUAGUUUCAUCCUAAUGCUUCACUUAACCCGCCCACGUGUUUAUAAUGAAACAACCAACAACCUCAGCAAAUUUAUCCAAACAAGCUUUUAAUAAUCCACCACAAGAGGCACCAGAUAAUGGAGGUGGUGUCAGGACAUUCAUGUUGAUCCCCCAGUUAAGAGACACUGGUCCCAAGUUCGCCCCCAACCCAAACGUUCCCGAUAGUUUUAACGACUCAGUUAAUAAUGUGAGCUCUCCAACACCCCUAGUGGCCAUUAUUGCCCCGAUUGCGUGCAUCGUCGUUCUACUGCUGCUGACGUUCUCGGCGCGUAAAGUUUGGGUUAAAUAUAAACUAAGUGAAAGGAGAAACACGACGAGUAAUUUUGAUUUGGGUGGAAAUUAUGAGGAAACGAUCGGUUUGAAUUCGGCGAACUUGGAUAUGCAGAUCGUACAAGAAACCAACACUAGUUCCAAAGACACCGACACCAUGAAGGUUGCCCAACAAUCCCUCGACGAAGAUCGACCGAGCUCGCUCAAGUUCCUCGCUGCAUCCGUGGCGUUUCAAAAUAGCACGGUGCCUGCUUGCACAAGGCUGCCAUAUACGCCGGAUCCAGAUUAUAUUUUAAACGAGGAGGAAGAUAGUUGUGAUGUCAUAAAAGAAUCCAAGGACAACGUGGCGCCUUUAGUUAAACAACGAACAAGGAUGAAACCUCGCGGGUUGCUUGAAAGACGAGGAUCAAAUGUAGCUCUCACCAUCUCACUGCGAAGCGGGGAAAAACAAAAUCCAGUCGCGGCUAAAUCUCCGAAACCCCUGACCUACCUACGACAAGCUUCAUGCGAACUCACCCCUGCCGCUCUUCACACCAAGUCAUGUGACACGCUGCAGUUACAACAGGAGUUCUGGGAAAUCCCCAUGAACCACCCAUUCGAGAAAAACUUCAACGUGGCGGGGCACGGGACUAAGAAUCGUUACCGCAGUAUUUUGCCAAACGAACACAGUCGCGUAAAACUCCCGGUUGUGAACGACAACGAUCCGUUAUCAUCGUAUAUCAACGCGAACUAUAUACGCAAGUUUGAUGAUGUCAUCACUGAUGAUGUCACUACCGAUGACAUCACACCCGUCACCCGUAGCAACGCAGCUUACAUCGCGACACAGGGGCCGAUGGGAAACACGUUGGACGACUUCUGGCGCAUGGCGUGGCACGAAGCCGCGGCAAGUGUUGUCAUGAUCACAAAGCUAAAGGAACGGAAAGAGAAAUGCAGCCAAUAUCUCCCCAUGGCAGUUGGUGAAAGUUCAACAUAUGAUGACAUCACAAUCACUGUUGAAUCGAUACAACCAUUCGAACAUUUUACCGUCAGAAAGCUGACCCUCACCCACGUUAAUGGAGAGAGUCGUGAGUUGAACCAUUAUUGGUACACAUCAUGGAUGGAUCACGAAACACCCGAGAAAACACGGGGUUUGUUGGAACUCGUACAAGAAGUAACAGGGUGGGAUCGGACGCAACAUGGUCCCAUUAUAGUUCACUGCAGUGCCGGCAUCGGACGAACAGGAUGUUACAUCGCGGUCACCACUGGGUGUCAGCAGUUGCUACAAUUCGGGAAAGUUGACGUUUUGAAAAUCGUGUCGAGAAUGAGGCUUGAUAGAGGCGGUAUGAUACAAACAUGGGAACAAUACCAGUUCGUCCACCAAGCAUUGGGUCGUUACGCGAGGAUACUUGCUGGUGAAAAUGUGACAACCCCUUCCACCAGUAGUUCUAUACGAAGCCCCCCUGAACCCCUAACUAAGGGUGAUGUACAGGGAACCUCGAAGCCCCCGGCCACCCCAUGUACCCCUAUAGGGGAAGUACCAGGCACCCCUAAAAGGCCCCAAACCCCGAAGCACCGCCGAUCUUUCUCAGCGACAAAUCUCCCGGCGUCGAAAGAAAUCAAAAUCUCGGACCCCUUACCACUGGAGGCACCAAAGGUGUCCUCGCCAAGAUUGAAAGUUCGGAAAUCGAAACCAAAACUCCAUAUUUCAACCACCCCACCACCCACCUGUGACAUCACAAAGCCAUCUGCCUCCCCAACAAUAAGAUCUCCGUUCGGACGUCUUUGUUUACAGAACAAGGAACCCUCCCCGUCCCCCCUCGCCAACUUUAAGUUUGAUUGGCCAGAAACAUCGGGACGUAGAGCGCCACCUGGCGGGAAGUUAAAGUUAAAACAAACAGACGAGAACGACGUAAAACUUGGAGGGAGAUUCCCUCAAGUGAAAACGGAGGUCGCUCGAUCCCCAUUGGCUGAUCGACAUAAUGGGAUUAUGACAUCACAGAGACGACAUUUUGCGUUUGAUCUCCCGCCCCUCCAAAUGGCCAACGGGGUCAAAGUGGAGGGUGCGCCAUCAAGUGACGAUAAAACACCCACUAGUGGCGCUAGCGGGAAAAGUGUAAAAAGUGGGGGUUCCAACGAAGCAAGCGACCGAUUCGUGUUUCCUGCCCCCGAUAAAAGAUGACCCCUAAUAACCCCACCAACCCCUCACUGUGCCCCAAGGUUAAAGAUGUAACCCCCCGUUAGCAACCAAACUUUUCGUGCCAUAUUUUUUACCACUAGAUAGCACUGCAAUAGUUUCUUCACUCCCCGUCCUAUCUUCACACUGGUUGACUGUGUUUUCACACCCAUUCAUGUUUUUAUCAACGUUCCCUUCAAAUGAUGAAAUAAAUUUUAAUCAUUUUU